Molecule: messenger RNA, 1446 nt
Organism: Mesorhabditis spiculigera
Lineage: Eukaryota; Metazoa; Nematoda; Chromadorea; Rhabditida; Rhabditidae
Source: the annotation of a GenBank genome assembly
AUGAUACGAUCAUUAGGGCGCCGUACAAAAUUCCGUACCCGCGGCGAAAACUUUACCGUCUACAUCUCUUCGCGUGACCAAUAUCGUCUCGACCGCGUCGACUUCCACUUUAUCGCCUUUCCGAAUUCGACGUCAACGAUCAACAUUGACACGACAAGAAAGUUCCAGAAAAUGCUCGGAUUUGGCGGAGCGAUCACCGAUGCUGUGGGGAUUAACCUGAAGAAAUUGAGCCAGGCUACCAGCGAUCAAUUGAUGAACCAAUAUUAUGGACCUAAAGGAAUCGGCUACCGCUUCGCCCGCACCGUCGUCGCGUCGGCCGAUUUUUCCACCGGCCCCUACUCGUACAACGAUGUUGUCGACGACUUCGACAUGGUCAACUUUAACCUGACGAAGGAGGACUAUCUUUAUAAGAUCCCCUACAUCAAACAAGCCGUCUCACUUUCCAAGCAGAGCAACAUCGAUUUGAAGCUGUUCUGCACUGCUUGGGCACCGCCCGGUUGGAUGAAGACGAGCGGGAAGAUGGAGGGUGGUGCUCCGAUGAAGGGUGAGACAACCGGGCCUUACUACAAGGCGUAUGCCACUUAUUACAAGCGCUUCUUCGAGGAAUACGCGAAGGAAGGCAUCAAAUUCUGGGGGAUGACACCGACGAACGAGCCCCGUGAGGGCCAGAAUGCCGAUUACAAGUUCCAGGUGGUCAACUUCACCAGCGACCAGGAGUGUGAUUUCGUCAAAUACCACCUCGGGCCGAUGCUUCGCGCGAAUGAUGCCACCAAAGAUCUGACUUUGCUCAUCGGAGAUGAGAAUCGCUAUGCUUUCCCCGAUUUUGCGGAUAAGUGCCUCGGUGACCCAGUGACCGCUCCAUACGUCGGCGGUUUUGCCUGGCAUUGGUACGCCGAUGAGGGAAUCUCCCCCGAAGUCAUUGACCAGACGAUGCAAAAGUACCCCGGAUAUAUCAGCCUGUACACCGAGGCGUGCGCCGGCUGGCACGACUAUGAGCUGUCGCCGGUGAUGGGCGAUUGGAAUCGCGCCGAUCAAUACGCGCAGAACAUCAUUGAGGACAUCUCGCACGGCAUCCAGGGCUGGGUUGACUGGAACAUCGUCCUCGACCCCCAGGGUGGCCCGAAUUGGGUGAAAAACUUUGUGGAUUCACCGAUCAUUGCCAACUACACGGUUGAUGAAUUCAUCAAGCAGCCCAUGUUCUAUGUUUUGGCACAUUUCAGUAAUUUCGUCCUUCCCGACUACACGCGCGUCGGCUUCUCCUCACCCAGCCUCGAUUUGGAAGGCGUCGCGUUCGUAGCCCCCGAUGGCGCUCAACGAGUCCUCGUGCUCCACAACAAAAACGCCAACACCACCGGCCAGUAUACGAUCGUCGACCAGGCCAGGCCGACUCGAUUCGCCAACGUUGAAAUUCCGCCGGCAUCCAUUGUCACUGUUGUCUAUAGCAUG